Messenger RNA from Erpetoichthys calabaricus (reedfish), 2841 nucleotides. Its product is annotated as nuclear factor 7, brain-like. The record is from RefSeq and is a predicted model, not a curated record. Gene Ontology annotation, molecular function: protein binding. Lineage: Eukaryota; Metazoa; Chordata; Cladistia; Polypteriformes; Polypteridae. The transcript is spliced from 25 exons. Bases 160 to 1863 code for a protein of 567 amino acids.
CCACAACAUCGCGUCAAGAAUUUGAUCAGCAGCGAGCCCGAAGUGUCAAACAACCUUAAGGACGACCAGUUAAUUUUACAGGUGGACCGCGUUUGAAAACAGGAGUGAGAGGGAAGAAUUGUAACUGAAAGUUGCGAAAAAGGGAAAUCCAGUCCAAUUAUGACACCCAAAGACUACCUAUUAAAAUUGCCAGAAUCUUUUACUGUAACUAGCAUUAUAUCGGCUCUAUUCAAAUGUGUAAGGUCAACUAUAACUUGCACCCUAUCAAUUCCAGGAAAAUGUGUAAGAUUGCCAGAAUCUUUUACUGUAACUAGCAUUAUAUCGGCUCUAUUCAAAUGUGUAAGGUCAACUAUAACUUGCACCCUAUCAAUUCCAGGAAAAUGUGUAAGGGAAUUAAACCACUACAAUCAAGAUGCUGAAGAAAUCCUCAGGAGAUACAAUGCUGAGGGUUACAUUGUUCAAAGAGAGUGGAAUGAAAUGCUUACUUGUCAGGAUAUAGAGACGGUGGAUCGAAGCAGAGUAAAUAAUGAUCUACAUGUGUCAGAAGACAAUAAAAUGAUAUCAUUCCAGGCAAAGUGUCCUGGUGGAAGAGUGGAGUGGCCCUGUGCUUUGGCUAAGGAGUUGGAAAGUGGGAAGCACUGCUGGAUACUAGAAGUUGGAGAAAAAAGUAGCUGGGCUGUUGGGGUGGCUUCAGAAACCAUUUUAAAAAAAAUGUCAAUUCCUGACUCUUGUAAAGAAGGCUACUGGUAUAUCAAGCUGUUUAAAGGGAAGAGGUUCCAAGCCUUUUCAAGCUCUAUGACUGACCUUAGCCAAAACCCCAAAAAAAUCGCAGUGUAUCUGGACUUUGACAAGAGUGAACUUUUAUUUGUUGAUUUGGAGACACAAAUCACCAUACACAAAUUUAAAGAGCAGUUCUCUGAAAAAUUAUACCCUUUGUUCAGCCCAGGAAUACACGACAAAGGCCCACUUAUAUUGCAAUCCGUAUCCCAAAAAGAUGUUAAAGAAACCCUUGGAAGACAUACUUCUUUACUACUUCAGCUGCUAUUUGAUGUUAGAGAAAUUCUUGGAAAAUACAUCUCUUUGUUACGUCAGCGGCUGAAUGAUGUUAAAGAAACCCUUUGGAUAUUCUUCUCUUUACUACUUCAUCCUCAGAAUGAUGUUAGAGAAAUUCUUGGAAAAUACAUCUCUUUGUUUCGUCAACGGCCGAAUGCUUCUUUACUACUUCAGCUGCUAUUUGAUGUUAGAGAAAUUCUUGGAAAAUACAUCUCUUUGUUAUAUCAGCGGCAGAAUGAUCCUGAGAGGUUCACUCUUGAUACAGAGUGGAAUGAAAUGCUUACUUCUCAGGAUAUAGAGACGGUGGAUCGAAACACAGCACAUGGCGAUCUUCAUGUGUCAGAAGACAACAAAAGGAUAUCAUUCCAAGGAAAUGUAAAGUGUCCUGGUGGAAGAGCGGAGUGGCCCUGUGCUUUGGCUAAGGAGUUGGAAAGUGGAAAGCACUGCUGGAUCCUAGAAGUUGGAGAAAAAAGUAGCUGGGCUGUUGGGGUGGCUUCAGAAACCAUUUUGAAAAACUUGUCAAUUCCUGACUCUUGUAAAGAAGGCUACUGGUAUAUCAAGCUGUUUAAAAGGAAGAAGUUCCAAGCCUUUUCAAGCUCUACGACUGACCUUAGCCAAAAACCCAGAAAAAUCGCAGUGUAUCUGGACUUUGACAUGGGUGAACUUUCAUUUGUUGAUGUAGAGAAACAUGUCGUCAUUCACAGAUUUAAAGAGCAGUUCUCUGACAAAUUAUACCCUGUGUUCAGCCCAGGAAUACAUGAUAAAGGGCCACUUAUAUUACACUCCAUCCCACAAAACAAAACCAAUUGAAAAUGAGAUCAUUCAGAACACUAAUAUGCACUUACUGUAUAUAUUAUUGUAUUACUAACUGUAAUAUACACUAACAUGUCACAAAAGUUUGGUAUGGAGACUUUUGUAUCUAUUUUUUUUAUAUUUUUCAUGCUGGUGGUGGUCUGCAUUAGCUGUCAAGUUGUUUUUGCAUUCAUCACAAUCUUCAAUCAUACAUUUCUGUUCAGUACUAACGUCAAUAGAUAUUAUUUAUGACACAAUAACAAAAUGAAAAAGAUUAAUAAAACUGCACAUGGCUAUGCUUGUGCUGUACUCUGAGUUCUGAGGUUGACGUAACUAGAUAACGCUUUGUGCUGCAGCUGAAGGAGAUCUAAACAAGUCACGCUUCACUCUGGACAGUUGAAACGUCUGACAGUCUUACAGCUGCACUUAAGUGUCUUCUUCUCCUCCUGCUUCUCUCACUUCUUUCCAAUUUGUUCCCUCACUUGAUUCUGAUGAUGUCCACGCCACCUGCUUCCUGCCACUCAUUUUUAAAAUGGAGCACAGCCAAGCCUGCCUGCCCCCCCAGUCCACACUGAAUCACACCAAUCUUGACCCACACUUUGGAUUCCUAAAGGAAAGUGUGAGGGGAGACUUUAACAAUCCAGAAAGGACCCCCACAUCCUGGAGUUUUAAAUUGGACCCUGAAAAAUGCAAAAAGUAUAAUAAGAUUAACAGAAAGCAGACCACCGGUGUAAUAUUAGCUUGCUACUUUUUUUAACUUUGACCUGAGUCUGUGAAAUUUAAUAAAAUAUCAGGAUUGUUUUUAUACUACAAUAAUAUUAGCAGUACACAUAAUUUGUUCACAAAUCACCUGUGUAGUGGAUCUGAACUCUGCUUACUUAUUAAAAUCAUGUUUACAGAUUGAGAAAUUCAGCUGCCGGUGGUCAAAGAUGUAUUUUAUUUUAUUUUAGAUACAACAGCUUGUUAAUAUUACAAAAUAAACUUUUUUGCCAAACA